AUGACAGAGCUCGAGUCCGCCAUUCCAGAAUGGCUGCGAAAGGAUCGCACGGUACCGGCGAGAGCUCCGCCGGGCUUCAAGCCUCCGUUCGAGCUGUACACGUCCAGGUUCCCAAAAGAAACGAAAGACCUUGUCAUGGCAGUCAUCGGCGCCCAAUACGAACCAAAUGUGAAGCACGAUGGUUCGGCCUUAAGAACAAUAUCUGAGUUCAUUACCUCCAACUCAGCCACUCCAGAAUCGCGCCCCGGCUUUCACGAGGUCGCAGCAGUGACCGACAACCACGGCUUCUACAAUCUCGCUGUAUUCGCAUACUGGCCUAGCAAGUCAGCAUACCAAGAAUGGUCAACCACCAGCGGAUUCCACGAUUGGUGGAGCAAUCUUACGUCCGACGAUAAUGGCUGGUUUCUUGAGGUCUUUUACCCGACGAUCGAUCGCCUCGAAACGGUGUUUUCGACACAAUUACCGGAAGGUGCUGGGAACUUGAGAGAGAGCAUCACUGGUCCCAUACAAGAGCAUGUCUACUGGGGAAGCAUGCGGGACCGCCUUCCCAUCUCACAGACAGACGAACUUCUUGGGGACGCCGAGACCGUCAAGAACGGAGAUUCUGCCACGAAUGGCACUGCCAAGUCAAAGAGAGUCCGGAUUCAAGGCAAGAAGAAUCUCUGCGUCAUCCGGUCGGGCCAAGACUGGUCAGCCGCUCUCCCCGAAGAACGCCAGAUCUAUCUCGACUCCAUGCAGCCACCCCUGACCAGAGGCAUGGACUUCUUACGUGACCACGGUGAUGAGCUCCUUAGAGAGCUGGAGCAAAGAGCAUAG
Messenger RNA from Colletotrichum chrysophilum, 816 nucleotides. RefSeq lists its product as uncharacterized. The record is from RefSeq and is a predicted model, not a curated record. The coding region runs from base 1 to 816 and encodes 271 amino acids. Lineage: Eukaryota; Fungi; Ascomycota; Sordariomycetes; Glomerellales; Glomerellaceae. The transcript is spliced from 2 exons.